This is a messenger RNA of Cydia pomonella (codling moth), 1974 nucleotides long. RefSeq lists its product as uncharacterized. NCBI's taxonomy places the organism in Eukaryota, Metazoa, Arthropoda, Insecta, Lepidoptera, Tortricidae. The record is from RefSeq and is a predicted model, not a curated record. The coding region runs from base 287 to 1015 and encodes 242 amino acids. The transcript has 5 exons.
UACGAUUGUCAAUGUCAAAGUUGAUGUCACUGUCAGUCACUGCCGUGAGCCAAAAUUUUACGUAAAGUGGAUUGUAUUGUUCGUUUUUUGCUACAUUUUUAAUAUAAUUAUGAUUCUUCCAUCCAUACAUUUAAAUUUCACAAGUAAUUAAUUUCCUUGGGAAAAUACAUUCUCAGGGGACUCUACUUCUAGUUUUUACGAUCCUGUUUUGCCAAAGCUUCAAUAACACAUCGAUGUUAAGCCUACGCCACAUUUCAGAAUUUACCAAUUUCUGAUUCACAAGGCAAUGUCGUUAGAGAGUGUAGAGUGUGUGUGGGUGAAGGCGGAGCCCCAGGAAAGCGCGGGCACGUGCUCCGAGCACGAGCAGUCCAAGGGCGCGCAGGCCGGGCACACAUGUACAGUGAAGGUAGAGAAUGAGUCAGACAGUGAGGGCGCUUGUGACAUUAAAGUGGAAAUUGAGGUUGACCCGGAGCAGUUUCUUCAUCCUAAGGAGCUUGAAGUGUGUCCAGGGCAAACACAACAGCAAGACCGAAGGGCACAACCAGACUCAAAAUCUAUAAAGAUUAAAAAAAACCGUACUAACGGCAAAAUGAGUGACAACAAAAAAACAUAUCCAUUGACUUCUCGGUGUAAUAUCGACUUAAGUAAAAGGUCCAGAAUUAUUUCUUUGCAUGAGCAAGGCAAAAAUAUCUCCGAGAUUGCAAGGGAGACCGGUGUGACUAGGAAAACUGUAUCUUUAUGGGUACACCGAUUCCAAGAGAAGAGAUCGUUACGCGACCAACAACGAACCGGCAGACCGAGCCUCAUAGACCGCUCGCAGCGCCAACUCAUGCUAAAAGAAUUCGAGGAAAAUGGUUUCAAGUCGACACACCAUUACGCCCGGUUGUUUGGCACUAGUGUGGAUACGGUCCGACGGGUUCUACAUAGUGAGGGACUGUAUUAUCGGCAAGCGAUCAGACCUGUACGCGACGAAUCGUAUGAGAAUGACCCGCAACUACACGAAGAGGAAAAAUGAGGAGGCGGUCCUGCUACGUGAGCGAACGUUGACUUAAUGUCGUCACCUGACGACGGCACGCCGCAACAGCAUGUGACGCCAUCUGACGACGGGACGCCGCAGUAUCGUGUCGUUACCUGACGACAGGACGCCGCAGUAUCGUGUCGUUACCUAACGACAGGACGCCGCAGUAUCGUGUCGUUACCUGACGACAGGACGCCGCAGUAUCGUGUCGUUACCUGACGACAGGACGCCGCAGUAUCGUGUCGUUACCUGACGACAGGACGCCGCAGUAUCGUGUCGUUACCUGACGACAGGACGCCGCAGUAUCGUGUCGUUACCUGACGACAGGACGCCGCAGUAUCGUGUGUCGUUAGCUGAUGACAGGACGCCGCAGUAGCGUGUCGUUACCCGACGACAGGACGUCACAGCAGCAUGUGACGUCAUCUGACGACGGUACGCCGCAACAGCAUGUCGUUAUCUGAGGACAGGCCGGGACACCACGGCAGUGUCUGUCGUCACCUGACAGGACGCCGCAGCAGCGUGUGACGUCAUUUAUCAUCUAGACGCCGCCGCAGCGCGUCACGCCACCGUCGAGGGGAAUGCCACAUUCAGGCGAAGAGAAAGCUGUUACCGAGUGUCGGGACGCGUUAUCUAGACCAUUUUAACACUAAAUGUAACGUUUUCAAUCAAAAGGUACCACAUUGUUGAUAAGCUAAAUGGAAAUUGCGCCUUAUUUACAAUCGACGAAGUACCCUUUUGGUUGAAAAUGGCCCAUAAAAACUUGCCUAAUACACACCCACUUUGAAGUAAAAGUGAAAUUUUAAGUUUGUGGUAGUACAGUAUGCUGCAGAGUUAAGUGACCCCCCUGCAUAAAAAUUUGUUUGCAGGAUGGUCACUUAACUCUGCAGUCACUGUACUUCCACACUUCGUUAUUGCGAAGUUUGUUCAGAUGGACUCUAAUAAUGGCAAUAAAAUGU